UGUGUGUAUAUAUGAGAGAGGGUGUGUGGGUGUGUGUGUGUGUGUGUGUAUGAGAGAGGGUGUGUGUGUAUGAGAGAGGGUGUGUGUGUGUAUGAGAGAGGGUGUGUGUGUGUGUGUGUGUAUAUAUGAGAGAGGGUGUGUGUGUAUAUAUGAGAGGGUGUGUGUGUAUAUAUGAGAGAGGGUGUGUGUGUGUGUGUGUGUGUGUGUGUGUAUAUUUGAGAGAGGGUGUAUGUGUGUAUAUAUGGGUGGGUGUGUGUGUGUAUAUGUGUGAGUGUGUGAGAAAGGGGAUGUGAGAGAGAGAGAGAAAAGGGAUGUGUGGGUGAGAGAAAGGGGAUGUGCGAGAGAGAGCAAGGAGGGGAGAGAGCGAGUCAGGAUGAGUGUAUGCAGGAGAGGGAGCUGGAGUCUGCAAGGAUGUGUGAAUGAGAUGGAGCUGGUUGUGCUGUAGCAGCACAGAAUGGUUUGUGGGUUACACAGAGAUGCAGGCCAUACUGUGCUGCAGCAGUAACGCCUGGACAGACGGGCAUCUGUGGAACCAUCCAGAAGAGCGUGUGUGUAUUUGGGAUCCACCUGCCUCGUCACUGGCUGCCUUGCUGUAGCAGCACGUAAAUAUUGGAGUUAAAACUACUGCUGAAGCCUCCAGUAUUGCUCGUGCUGCUGAAGCAAAGCUGACCGCUCGCCUCGAGUCUGUCUGCAUGCAUCCCUCACGCGCAGCAUGGGAGAACGAUGCGCAGGAGGAGGGGAGACACCGAGAGGGACGCAGUGUGUCAUCUUUAUGACAGGCACGGAUGUGGUUAUCGUGAAGAGUGGCCGGAGGAUAUGUGGCACCGGGGGUUGCCUCGCCAACGCUCCCCUGCACCAAAACAAGAGUUACUUUGAGUUCAAGAUCCAGUCCACAGGUAUAUGGGGGAUAGGUGUGGCAACUCAGAAGGUGAACCUGAACCAGGUCCCCAUGGGGCAGGACAUCAACAGCCUUGUCCUGAGGCAUGAUGGCUCGAUGUAUCACAACAACGAGGAGAAGAACUGCCUCCCUGCCAAUAGCCUUCCACAGGAGGGGGACAUUGUGGGCAUCACAUACGACCACGUGGAGCUGAAUCUCUAUCUGAAUGGGAAGAAUAUGCACUGUCCAGCUUCAGGGAUCAGAGGCACCGUAUUCCCGGUGGUUUAUGUGGAUGACAGCGCCAUCUUAGACUGCCAGUUCAGUGACUUCUACCAUACGGCGCCGCAAGGCUUUGAGAAGAUUCUGUUUGAGCAGCAGAUUUUCUGACCAGCACCUCCUUAUACCUCCAGGCCUUUACACACACACACACACACACACACACAUACAACCCUCAGCGCUCCUUGUUGCUCCGCAGAGAUCUGUGACCCCCACCCUCGUUCCAUCUGGUUUGAGUGUCCCUCUGUAUGUGUUCUGGUUACUCUGCUUUAAAGCUGUUCUGGGUCCAGUUGGUUUAGCUCUUGGUUGAUGCCAACACUGGAGCAGUAAGAAAAUGGAUCCCAAGUCAGAAGUGAAGGGCAUUGAGUAACCAAAGUGGUGUGUGUGUGUGUGUGUGUGU
This is a messenger RNA of Salvelinus fontinalis (brook trout), 1553 nucleotides long. Its product is annotated as SPRY domain-containing protein 7-like. NCBI's taxonomy places the organism in Eukaryota, Metazoa, Chordata, Actinopteri, Salmoniformes, Salmonidae. The record is from RefSeq and is a predicted model, not a curated record. Gene Ontology annotation, molecular function: protein binding. The transcript has 5 exons. Bases 713 to 1264 code for a protein of 183 amino acids.